Molecule: messenger RNA, 2904 nt
Organism: Chrysoperla carnea
Lineage: Eukaryota; Metazoa; Arthropoda; Insecta; Neuroptera; Chrysopidae
Product: death-associated protein kinase 1-like
Exons: 13
Coding region: 7-2772 (921 amino acids)
Biological process (GO): positive regulation of canonical NF-kappaB signal transduction; MyD88-dependent toll-like receptor signaling pathway
Molecular function (GO): TIR domain binding
Source: RefSeq, a predicted model, not a curated record
AAGAAAAUGAGUUGUGAUAAAGAACAUGAAUAUGUAAAAGAAAAUAAAUCGGAAAAUGCAUUACAAUAUGCGGCUCGUAAUGGUGACCUUGAAAAAGUUCGGUAUUAUAUUGAAAAUGGAUAUUGUAUUGAUGCAGGAUCCGAAACAGCUUUACAUUUAGCCUUAAAAAAUGGUCAUACUUCGGUAGCUUUAUUUUUACUUCAAGCUGGAGCUGAUUUUGAUUUACGUGAUAAAAAUGGCGACUGUGCAAUACAUAUUGCAGCUCGUGAUGGUUUAUUAGCUGUAACCCAAGCUCUUUGCACACUAGGAUGUAGUGUCGAAGUUCCUAACGCAAAGGGUUUAUAUCCUUUGCAUUUAGCUGCUCGAAACGGCCAUAUUCAUAUCGUUCGAUGUCUCUGUUGUGCUGGCUGUAACAUCGAAUGUCGAAAUGCCGAUGGUAUCCGAGCAGAUAUUACAGCCUUAAAAUUUGGACAUAAUGAUAUUGCGGAGAUUUUGGAUCGACUUCGUAAUGGCGGUCAAAGGGAUGUGUACUCGAGACAAUUGGUGCCAACCACGAAGCCAGUGACACGUUUAGCUUUACGAUUAUUUGGUCAUUGUGGUGUUGGUAAAACGUCCUUAAUUAAAUCCCUGUCGGCGGGGUUAUUCAGUAGUUUAUUUCGACGUUCGGGAUCAUUGCAAAGUAAUAAAUCUCGACCGUCAUCACCUGUAAAUACCCAAAUUGAGAUGGAUGUUACAUCUCGACAAAAUUCAUUAACAUUCGACACGGUAACAAAUUAUCAAUCAACGAAAGGUGUUUCCGUUCAACAUUUGGAUGUGUCCAAUGUUGGCGAAGUAAUAUUAUUUGAAUUUAGUGGAGCAGAAUGUUAUUUUGGCACAUAUCAUUUAUUUUUAAAUUUACAAACAAAUAAUCGUUUUAAUUAUCCGCGCACAAUUGGCAUACCAUGCGUUACAGCGGUUUUAUUUAAUUUAGAAGAUACACUAAGUACACAAUUACGACAAUGUUGUUUUUGGUUGAAUUUUUUAUUAUCCAGAAUUACUCCUGCAGAUUAUCCAGGAGGUUGUGGAAAAGUAAUUUUAUUAGCGACGCAUGUUGAUAGUGGGAGAGCCGCAAAAACUGCACAAGGUGAAUGGUUAAGUCCAGACGCACAAAUAAUUUUAGCUGAUGUUCAAAAACAAUUUGGACAUGCCUUUGAUAUCCAUCCAAAUGUAAUUGUUAUGGAUUGUAAUGUACCCGCAUCACAUGCUUUUAAACAAUUACGUGCAUAUUUAAAUGGUAUUAAACAAUGUAAUUUUCAGUAUUUUCAUGGCAGUGAAAUAUACCGAUCAUGUUGUACCGAACAAAGUGGCACAUACUAUAGUUUACUGACAUCAGAUGCGUCACUACAGAAUUCAGUCGGAAGUUGGACUGGUCUUUUAGAACAAACAUUAAUUUGGUUGAAUCAAUUAAAACGGGAUAAUGAACAUUAUCCCGUUUUGACACGAGAUGACUUUUCUAGUUUAUUACGCAGUCAAGUUAAUCUUUUAGCGUCCGAUGAUCAUAUUAAUGAAUUGUUAAUACAAUUACAUUCGAUUGGUGAAGUAUUUUGUAUUGAACAUUUCAUUGUGAUGUCUCUACCAUGGUUAGGUACCGAAUUAUUAGGUGAAUUAAUGUCAACACAAUUUUUGGCAAACGCUCGAAUUACGGGUGUUUAUACUGUAGAAGAUUUCCAAUCAACUUUCGCCCAAUGUGAUGCCUCAAAAUUAUUACAAUUAUUAGAAGCUUUACAAUUAUGUAUACAAUGUGAGGUCGAUGAAGAAGUUGAAUAUGAAUUUCCAUAUUUAAAUUUUGUGGAAACAAUACCUGGAUUAUGGGAUGCAUCGGAUCCACGAUAUCAAGAAACUAAUGCAUGUUAUGGUGGAUAUCGUUUAAAAACACCAGUUGGUACUAGUCACCUUUUAAAUUCAAUAUUUCCACAAGUACAGAUUGAAUUACGCCGAGCGACAUUUCAAGUGAUCAAUAAUAAAGAAUUCGAAUCUGAAUUAGAUUUAUAUCAAUGGUUUCAUGGAUCCAAAUUGUGUGCUGGUUUACUUGAAUGUAUGAUUACCUUAGAAGAUGAUGAUAUUUCUAAUUCUAGUCCUGAAUAUAUCGAGGUUAAAGUUCGUGGUCCAUCAGAAUCCGCACGUGAAUGCUUUAUUUUUAUUGAUGAAAUAAUUGCUAUAAUUAAUAAUACGUUAAUGAUUAUUUGUCCGGGAUUGAUAAUUGAACGCCAUGUUUUAAGUACGGACCAAUUAAAAUCACAUAGUACUGAAAUACAUUGUUGGCCGCCAGACGUGAUCAAUGCUGCAAUCCUAGAAGCUGAAUCAUGUGAAGACGUUACACUUACGAAUCCAAUCACGGAGAAAAGUGAAUCGAUCGUAGAUCUUGUUAUGUUUGGUUGUUCAACGUUAUCAACAAUUUUACAAUGGAGUUGUAGUUUAUCAUGUCGUGAUUUACACCCAGCAGUUGUAUUGCGAUUAGCUGGUUUAUUGGAUCCACCGGAUCCAUUAGGAAGAGAUUGGUGUGUUUUAGCAUUACGUAUGGGUUUACCACAAUCGGUAAUCGCUAAUUUACAUACACGUGUACAAGGGUCCAGUACGCAUAAGUUAAUUGCCAAUGCAGAUUGUACAAUAGGUUGUUUAAUAUCAAGCCUACGAGAAUUAGGUCGUCAAGAUGGUGCCGACGUAAUAUUACGAUCAGUAAUAUUAUUUCAACUGGUUUUAAACACAACGGAUACAUAUCUACAAUCUCCAUAAUUUAAAUGCCAAUUUUUAAACAAAACAAAGAAAUUAUUUUAGUGCAAAGUUUUAUACUUAAAUCUUCUAAGAAAAAUUUUUAAAACAUGAAAGAAAAUUAUUCCCUACCAAAAUUUUACAUAAAAAUCAUAU